This is a messenger RNA of Rhizoctonia solani, 1260 nucleotides long. Its product is annotated as DNA primase small subunit. Gene Ontology annotation, cellular component: alpha DNA polymerase:primase complex. The record is from RefSeq and is a predicted model, not a curated record. The transcript has 8 exons. Gene Ontology annotation, biological process: DNA replication, synthesis of primer. The coding region runs from base 1 to 1260 and encodes 419 amino acids. Lineage: Eukaryota; Fungi; Basidiomycota; Agaricomycetes; Cantharellales; Ceratobasidiaceae.
AUGGAUUCUGCAGAAGUUGACGCAUCAUCUCCCGAGAUUACUUUGGCAUUUUAUCGUCGUUUAUACCCCUUCAAACCAAUAUACAAUUGGUUGAACCAAGAUCAUGUGCCGUCACGUCUGAUUACAAAUCGAGAGUUUGCUCUAACCUUGCCCGGAGACGUGUACUUGCGAUACAACUCGUUUUCCAACGUCGAAGAAAUGAAGAAGGAAAUAUGUCGCUACAAUCCUACGCGUUUUGAGAUUGGCCCUGUGUAUAGUGCUCGACCCCGAGACAAAAAGUCACUGAGACCCGGAGCCCUUACUCCAACAGCUCGCGAGCUAGUCUUUGAUAUUGAUAUGACCGAUUACGACUCGAUUCGAACGUGUUGUGUCGGAAAGGGAAUAUGUCGUCGAUGCUGGAAGUUUAUUGCUGUUGCUGUCAAGGUGUUGGAUAGGACAUUGCGACAGGAUUUUGGGUACAAGCAUCUAAUGUGGGUGUAUUCUGGUCGACGAGGUAUUCAUCUUUGGAUAUCCGAUAAAGAAGCCAUGGAUUUGACCGACGACGAGAGGCGCGCUAUCGUCCAGUAUAUUGAAGUAGUCAAGGGAGGAAAAGAUCAAACUAAAAAAGUUAACAUUCGACCUUCUGCAUCUGGCAAUGCUACUGGCCCAAUCCAUCCGGCGCUCCAAAAGUCAUUAGAGAUUUUGUCUGAAGACUUUGGUGACCUGAUACUAAUUGAUCAAGAUGUGUUCGCGAAGCCAGACUCAUGGCAAGAGCUAUUGCAACUUUUACCCGACAAGGAUCUUGUAAAUCUCUUGCAAAUGUCUUGGGAUGGCAGGGAGAUAUCUUCCGAAGCAAAAUGGAAGGAACUGAGGUCAGCCAUUUCUUCCAUGAAGGACAAUAGAAAGGUUCUUAUGAAGACCGUUAUCGAGGACAUAGUUUUCCAAUACUCAUAUCCUCGGAUAGACACUGAAGUCUCAAAACACCGCAACCAUCUACUCAAAGCCCCGUUCUGUGUACACCCUGGGACAGGGCGUAUCUGUGUGCCGGUGGACGCAGCACACGUUGAUGAAUUCGAUCCAGAGAAUGUCCCCACCAUUGGCGGACUGUUACGUGAGCUAGAUGAAGUGCCAACUACACAGCCUGGUGUCGAACACCAUUCAGAUUGGGAGCAUACGUCGCUAAAACCCUAUGUCGAGAUGUUGGAACGGCACGUAUCAGCCAUAAUGAAUGACGUGAGAGAAAGGAAACGAGGACUUGCGAACAAAUCUCUGGACUUUUGA